Messenger RNA from Closterium sp. NIES-67, 1161 nucleotides. Lineage: Eukaryota; Viridiplantae; Streptophyta; Zygnematophyceae; Desmidiales; Closteriaceae. The record is from the annotation of a GenBank genome assembly.
AAUUCUUGCAUUUUUAUGCCAGACUCUCUUUCAGCGACGGCGAGCCAUGCGACGAAGACGGAAUGGGCGAGAUAUCGAGCAGGAAGGUUUGCUCUCCAGACGUAGCGAGUGGAUGCUUCGAUGAAUGUUAUCACGUACUGCUCGUCUUUAGGACUUGCGUCAGGUAAGUUAAGAAUAUCGCUGUAGACUUUCUGCAUCAGUUUGUAACGUGUGGAGCCAGGAAAGUGACUUGGAAACGGAUCAUGGGUAAGAUUAGCGAUCGGACGCGUGGUGCAAACCGUGAGACGGGAUUGCGGCUUCAUCUUCGUGCCGUCAGGUAAAAGAAGACUAUUUUUAGCAAGAACUGCUGCUCGUAUUGAAUGAUUAAGAUAAGAAUCCCUUGUGAUGGAUGGCCGAACCGUUGAUGCUAGAUAUCUUCUGUGGCUUUGUGUCCUGAUAAUCGCAGGUAGAAAUUGGCGUUAGUAUAAAAUGAAGAAAUGAUAAAAGGAGAAAGCGCUGGGACCAAGUGCAAGGACGCGUUUGGAAUCUCCAGAAGUUCCCUGUGCCGCGAACUGAAGAACAGACACGCCAUGUUGAGUGGCGGCUCGACCGAGGAGCUGAGCCGUGGAGAGAAGAUUGAAGCCAAGUUCAGCGACAAUAUGAACAUUGGUAUCGGUCGACGAAGUGGACGCUGUUGGUGAUAAAACUGGUUUCAGCGGAGCACAUGUGCCAACUGCAGCAGCUGUAAAGAUACCAAGUAUUCGGACCUGAAAUUAUUCGAGCAAGGUUAGCUUAAACUUUAGAUGCAAAGACCGGAGGACGAUGCUGUGACGACGACGGAUUCUGCGGCGUUUUCGGCAUCUGCUGCGUCUGGGUCGUCGACUGCUGCGUUGGCAGAUGUGACUUCGGUAACCACAGCCCCCACUGGCCGUUGCAGGCUGCUGCAGACAGAGAUUCCCAUACACGGUAUUGCACAGCCACGUACCUCUAUUACCCAAGUUGGGCUAACUCCAGCUGCUGCUGCUUUGCCUCUUCUGAUUAUUGCUGCGAUGCCGUCUUCUUCAGUUAUCGUCGCCAUAGCUCACUCCCCGGCUUGCGGACCAUAAGCUCUCAGCUCAGAUUUCAAGCCCAAGGGAACUGGAUAAAUAUAAAAACAGUGAAAAUAGUAAUGCUACUUCAUGU